ACAGCAACUACGCAAACAUUCAAUUGAGAGGAGGCAUAACGUAGUGAAGCGUUGAACUAUCAUUUGAGAUGUUAUAGAAUUCCAAUCAAAAUGGAGUUUCCCAAAAGGGUUGUUGCGCAACUUUACGGAUCAAAUGGUACAUUCUUUGCUUUGCUAGCACUCCAGAGAUAUAUUGACAAGCUAUAGGUCCUGUCCAUGCCAUAACAUAUUCCAGCUCUCCAUCAACAUAUAUCCUUACCGGCUCCUCGGACAAAACAGUCAGGCUUUAUAAUCCCACUCGACCGGCAGCCCCUCCGAAUCCUGAUCCUCUCGCACCCCCGAAAGCAACACAGCUCAUCCAAAUCUACUCCGCCCAUGGUUACGAGGUCCUUGAUAUCAGUGUCGCGAAGGAUAAUGCUUCUUUCGCUAGCGUAGGAGGAGACCGUAAUGUUUUUCUCUGGGAUGUGUCGACGGCCAAGACAAUACGCAGAUUAGGUGGGUAUCAUGGGCACACAGCGCGCAUCAAUUGUGUGACGUAUGCUGGAAUUGGAGACUCGCUAUUGGUGUCUGGGGGGUUUGACACUUCAGUCAGAAUUUGGGAUGUCAAGAGCAACAGUUCGAAACCUAUUAUGAUUCUAGAGGAAGCCGGGGAUAGCGUUUCUUGUGUUUUGGCUGGGGGCAAUGGGCAGAAGGAGUGGGAAAUCUGUGCAGGGUGUGUGGAUGGGAGGGUGAGGGUUUAUGAUGUUAGGAUGGGCAAGGUGGAAAUUGAUGUUGUGGGAACAAGUGUUACGAGUCUUGCGAGGACGAGGGAUGGUAAAGGAAUCCUCGCUGGGGGGCUCGACGACUGUAUACGUCUAAUGGAUCGAGACACCGGGGGUUUGUUGAAAGGAUACAGGGACGAGACGUUCAAAAAUGGAGAGUUUCGAAUGCGGAGUGCCUUUGGAGGAAAUGAGAGAUGGAUAUUAUGCGGGAACGAAAAUGUCCAAGGCGAGGACGGACAGGUAGUUGUGUGGGAUACCCUCAGUGGAGAGGUGGCUGAGAGAAUUAGCAUUGAGGGAAGCAAGGUCGAGGCCAAAAAGAAGAUCGGAAGAGAUGGAAAAAUCAAGGAGAGGCAAAAUGUUAUUAGUUGUGUUGCCUGGAAAGACGAAAGCAGGGGUGACCAAUGGUGUUGUGGUGGCACCGAUGGGGUGGUUACUGUUUUUGGGAGAGGAUGAUUGUUAUGAUGAUCAUGGGCGCUCACUCUACAAUAGCAUAUUGCACGCCCUUCUUCGCUCUGUCACUAUUCUUGGAUAGAUAUGCCGGGGAUGGAAGCUGGAGUUUCUGGUUUGGAAGUCCGAAGCGGUGUGUGCGGAUUGUAUGAGAGCUUGGGAAAUGGUGUGAAGGCACAGCUGAAAGAAUCGCCCAACUACGGAUGCCGUCCCCAACUUUCCACUUUCUCGCCCCACCCGAUGCUCCGAUCGUUUCAAACACCAUAACCUGGCGUUGAGAAGCGAUUGUUCUCUCCACAACAGUUCUAUUUCUGGCUAACCAUCGGAUGGAGCCCAAAGAUGGUCACCGAUACUACAGUAAACUGCUCAAAGUGUGGAGCAUCCUAUGAGUUGUCAAUACGGAGCGAGGGAGGCCUCGGCCUUUGAUUGCUAAAACUUACAAAUGGCGUGUUUUGCGGCUCGGAGAUCAGGGACACCAAAAUUCGCUCGUAUAGCUUUGCCAUAUGUUGGCUGCAUAGGUUUACUCUGUUUUCCCAACCUUGAUCACCGCAACGUCCUCAAACAGCAGUAUAUCCGCGCAUGCAGAGGCAGAUCAGCCUCGAAAGAGGGGCAUUGAACUGAACUCAUCUGCUGGAGUAUUAGAGUAUUGGUUUUUCACGAAUCGGAUUGUCUACCCCAUUAUGUGAUUUUUCGCUUGUUUACUCCUUAAGGCGGGUUUCUUAUGGCGAUCUGACGCCGAAGGUAGUCCAUGGCGAGUGAUUCUGCUCGGAACAGGCUGAUAAGAAUGAGAAACCUUGAGACACUUCCCCUGAAGACGCCGAUGGCCUUUGAUACUAAGGAAUUGCCGAUGAAUCGGGCACCACCCCCACAAUGAUACAGAUAGGGCUGACGAGAAGGUGACUGAGGAUGGAGAGGAAUGGAGGGGGUUGGAGAAGGCAGGCUUGAAAAGCUUGCAACCUGCAAGAAUAUCUAGGCUGGGAGCAAGCGGGAAGGAGCUGUUACUCCUGCACAAUUAUCAAGCCUUCCACCACCCAUCAUCUAUUAGCGGAGCUUUUGAUUCAACAACCACAACACCAUUGGUGCACGUUAAGACGGCAAGUAGAUCACAGCGCCUCCCCCACGAUAUCGACUUUCGGCAGGCAGAUCUCAGCGCUUUACCCCGCUAUGUUGAAAUGUCAUUAUUACGCAAGCCUUUGUGGCAAGCACAAGAAGAAAAUAACCUAGAAAAUUAACUUGAAGGCACAUGGAAGGUGUGCAGCCGUUGCGCAGUAUAAGGAUACAAUAACAGAGUAAAGUAUACAGUCACGGAGCUAACGAUGGCGCCUUUACAAUACUCUUUGAGAGCUUUACCAGAUAUCAUUUCAGAGUCUUGGAACGAAUGGCGCCAUCGACCCGAGACGCAUUGUAGCCCAGGAUUUCGCUGUAUAAGUCGUCGAAGGCAGCUGAACAAACAGCUUGUCUGCAGAUCAAUGUUACAUUGGUGUUGUGACUGGCAGUUGAGUUCCGUUCGAUACUAGGCGACAAACUAUUGAACAUGUGUGGUUUUCCUCCGACGAUGAUGAAGCUAUUCCUGGACUACUGAUGGGGAAAUCAUAUUGCAACUCUUUUCCACAACUGGAUCUUGUUAACGAUGAGGGAAGAAAGAUUUAUUUCCAACAAGGGUCUUGGUGCAGUAGGUGUCCAAUUCUUACCGGCUGUAUCCUGAAACGAAGGACGCGCCUGGUUAAAUAUUGCCUUCCCGCACCCCUUGAUACACACCUCCGUUAUCCGAAGGUUGCCUCCAAUAACAAUACAGUUUGGAUGGUGGAAGAAUUGCUCGGUCGGAUGGCGAGGUUGCAAUCAUAUCUUCGCUUUUAGGAUCGCCGACCACCAUUUAAAGCGCGUCGUUGGCGGGAAUCUGAACCCUGGGAAAAGGUUCCACGUGGAAAAAUCCCGAACGGUUGCAGAGUGGCACUGUACUUUCUUGUACAAAGCAUUGCACCAAUCUUACAAAACGCGAAGAAGUUACUUCGAGCUGAAUCUCAAAUAUUUACGCAGACGAUAGCAGUUGCAAUUGUGAUGAGGCUUGUGUAUCAUGGUGUUGUUCGUGGACGAACAGUUGGGCCGUCUUUUUCGUGUGGUAUGAAUGGAAAGACGUACCAUCUUACAUCACUGGCAUCUCUUACAGGCAGUGAUUCUAAAUCCCAAUCUUUCCUGAUCAUGAUGGCAUUUCAACUUUGCGCCCUUUUGGGAAUCCGGCAUCGAAAGAACGGCUUAUAUUCCUUGAGGAUCGUUGCACCCAACCUCCUUUGUCUCGCUAACCAGGCAAGCAUACAAAUGUUCCACGGAAGGAUCUUGUGCAAACCUAUUUGAAUUGCCGGCUUCCAGCCCUGAAUGACCAUGCUUAUUUACAUCCUUGAAGGCGCAUGGCGGCGGAAGCACGAACACUCCUUUUAGGCAUUCAGUACUUUACCGCGUGGUGGCACCCACAUUUUAUAUUAACCAAAUUCAGGGGUAGAUAGAAUAUUUGUUUUGUUAUAUGCAAUGGCUUGUGUAGUGUAAGCCUCACUGUCACGCGACAGAAAUACAACCAUGCAAGCUUACGGCAAGUGCUUGUAGGUUAAACAAGGCUGGCCUAGGCCGGAAGUUGGGUUUGUCAAGAGAUGUGGGCGGUGGACAAGGUUCUUUGAGUCCUCAAGAUGGUGGUAUCUCAUCAGACUGUUUUCAAAUGCUCUACUUCGUGUUUUGUGACUUUAUUUACCGUGAUCUGAUUUAUACGUUUAGAAUUGACGAUCUCAGAAUGGCGCAAGACGUUGGCGCUGAAGUUUGGGAAGUAACC
Messenger RNA from Hymenoscyphus albidus, 4005 nucleotides. Lineage: Eukaryota; Fungi; Ascomycota; Leotiomycetes; Helotiales; Helotiaceae. The record is from the annotation of a GenBank genome assembly.